This is a messenger RNA of Prosopis cineraria, 1449 nucleotides long. Its product is annotated as replication factor C subunit 2-like. The record is from RefSeq and is a predicted model, not a curated record. Gene Ontology annotation, molecular function: DNA clamp loader activity. The transcript has 9 exons. Lineage: Eukaryota; Viridiplantae; Streptophyta; Magnoliopsida; Fabales; Fabaceae. Gene Ontology annotation, biological process: DNA repair; DNA-templated DNA replication. The coding region runs from base 408 to 809 and encodes 133 amino acids. Gene Ontology annotation, cellular component: DNA replication factor C complex; nucleus.
UCAUUUUUUGUACAAGUGGAUUGAUUUGGUUUGAUUCCUCCAUCGAACUUGUCUCCACUUCGCUUCUUCCUCUUCUCAGUUCCUCGUUCCUCGUGGCCUCAGAGUUCAGAUUCUUCUCACUGUAUGGUUUGAUCUGUCUUCUCGUGGCUUCAGUUCCUCGUUCCUCGCGUCGUGAACUCGUCUCUUCUGCUUAGCUGUCAUCUUGACGACCGGCCACCUUCUUAUCUCGCAGACCUGAGCUUUACAAGUCUAGGGUGCUGGAACUGAAUGCAAGUGAUGAUCGUGGGAUUAAUGUUGUGUGGACAAAGAUAAAGGAUUUUGCUGCUGUGGCUGUUAGCACCAAUCAGCGUAAGAGUGGUUAUCCAUGCCCGCUAUAUAAGAUUAUUGUUCUAGAUGAGGCAGAUUCAAUGGCCGAAGAUGCUCAGAAUGCUCUGCGUCGUACAAUGGAGACUUACUCUAAGGUUACAAGGUUCUUUUUUAUAUGCAAUUACAUUAGUAGGUUUAAGCUGCUGUCAAAAGAAAUCAUGAGCAGUCGAAUACUGUACAUUUGCAAAGAAGAAGGACUUAAUCUUGAUUCUGAGGCUCUUUCAAACCUUGGCUCCAUUUCUCAAGGGGAUCUCCGUAGGGCUAUUACAUACUUGCAGGCGAGUUAUUUGAGGCCAUUGUUGAAGCAGAUGAUAUAUCAGAUGAACAGAAAGCAAGAAUAUCCAAGAAAUUGGCUGAAGCUGAUAAGCUUCUUGACGUGGCCGGCAAUACAAUUCGAGCUUGUUGUAACAUGCCAGAGGGAUUUUCUUUCGAGGGCUAGAUGAUACUUUCAUUUGAGCUUCCAUUGGCUUUGAUCCCAUUCCUCAAGUUUAGCAGCAGCAGCACCAAGAUGGGUCCUCACAAGAAUUCUCUAAUUGUGAGCUGUUUUUCUUUCGCUUUCACCUUUAUAUGAUCCAGUGAGCAUCAAAAUCAAAAUUGAAUGAAGGGUGUCAAGACUUGUGUGCAGAUCGUGGUCAUAUCAUAGAUUCUCGGGAUAGGGAUUAUCGAAAUCAAUCUGUAUUACCUAAGUACAGGGUCGGCUAAUUCAUAACAGUCUACCAAGGUUGCAAUUGUGUUCAGUGGGAUCGUAGUUUUUCUUUCAAUGGCAAUAUACAUUGUAGCGGUGAUUUACCUACUCGCAAGAAAAGACACUAUAAACACGUAUAUCGAGACGAAGAACGACUUCACAGUACAGACCCAGGUGGAAAAGGGGUUCAUGAAUUCUAAUAGGCAAUUGGAGUCGGGUCCUGUUCCCUACAGAGAGGAUUGAGCCGACAUAUCGUUUCCAGAAUAUGGGACUCCUAAUAUGAUUAUUGCCUUUGGACGGCAAGUAUCUGUAAUUUCUUGUGGUUCUCCGUCUGUGACUUGAGAUGUACUGAAACGGAAUGAUAACUUUCUAUAUUGAUUCCUUCUAUUCUGCUGUUA